GUAUUACGCAGCCAAAACGAACACAACUCCGCUACAAACUGCUUGACUAUGCCCUCCCAUUUCCCGCGUCACCAAAAUUCCUUCCCUCUUCCUCAACUCCUCCCCCUCCUCCCUAUUUCUAUUCCUUUCUUGUAGUGGAUGCCUCCCCAACGACCCAUUCAAUACCCACUCCACAACCACCACCUCCACUACCCUCACCAACCAAACCAAACCAAACAAAACAAGCCCCUCCCUCUCCCUCUCAUCGAAUUCCAAUUCUGUUACAAUUAAAGCUGUGGACUUCUCCGUCAUGUCCCCUCCGUCACUCAUCAUCCUGAUUUCUGUAUUUUCUAUCCUCUCCCUAUCUACCUCCCAACCUCCACCUCUUCGCCGUACUUUAAUUGAUUGCGGUGCUACCGUGCCGUCAACAAUCAACGGUCUUCAAUGGAUCCUAGACACUGGCUACAUCACCGGUGGAACCGCAAAGAACCUAACAGUUCCAGUACUCAAUCACACUCUCUCCACCGUCCGAUCAUUUCCUCUGCAAAAUAAUCUCCGCCGCAAAUUCUGCUACGUGGUCAAUGUUUUCCGCGGAGCAAAGUACAUGAUCAGGUCAACUUACUUCUACGGAGGAAUCAACGGCAACGAUUCACCUCCUGUUUUCGAUCAGAUUGUUGAUGGAACACUCUGGAGCGUGGUGAAUACCACGGAGGAUUAUAGAGAUGGCAUGUCGUCUUACUACGAAGGUGUUUUCUUGGCUCGAGGGAAGACUAUGAGUUUCUGUAUUGCUGCAAACUCGUACACGGAAUCUGACCCGUUUAUUUCGGCCUUGGAGUUCGUGAUUUUGGAAAAUUCGUUGUACAAUUCGACUGAUUUUAAACAGGCUGGACUUAGCUUGGUUGCCAGGCACAGUUUUGGCCACAAUGAACGUAUUCGAUAUCCUGAUGAUCAAUUCGACCGAGUUUGGGAGCCAUUUGGAGCAAAUGAUUCAACAAUAUCGAGUAGUAAAAAUGUGUCUGUUUCUACUAUCUGGAAUCUUCCUCCUACCAAGAUAUUUGAAACGGAAUUGACAACCGGGCGGUCAAGUCCUCAGGAAAUGAACUGGCCUCCAGUGCCACUUCCUAAUUCAACAUACUAUAUUGCUUUAUACUUUGCACACGAUCAUAAUUCCUCGCCAGGGGGUUCGAGGAUUAUUGAUAUAAGUAUUAAUGGUGUACCGUAUUAUAAGAACAUGACUGUGACGCCGGCUGGUGUUGUUGUCUUUGCAAAUAAGUGGCCUCUUGGUGGUCUUACGAAGGUUGCUUUGACUCCAGCUACUGGUUUGAGCAUUGAUCCGUUGAUUAACGGUGGAGAGGUGUUUGAUGUGAUUGCACUUGGAGGAAGAACACUUACAAGAGAUGUAAUAGCUCUGGAAGCACUGAAAAGCAGUUUCCAGAAUGCUCCACAUGAUUGGAACGGUGAUCCCUGUAUGCCACGUCAGUUUUCAUGGACUGGAAUUGCAUGCUCUGAAGGCCCCCGGAUACGAGUGGUUACCUUGAACCUGACAAGCAUGGGUCUUUCAGGAUCACUUCCACUUAGUAUUGCCAGAUUGACUGCAUUGACUGGCAUCUGGCUCGGGAACAACACUUUAUCAGGAUCAAUACCUGAUUUCAGUUCAUUAAAGAUGCUGGAGACAUUGCAUUUGGAAGACAACCAAUUCACUGGCGAGAUUCCUUUGUCACUUGGAAACAUCAAGGGUCUUCGAGAACUGUUCUUACAGAACAAUAAUCUGACUGGCCAAAUCCCAAAUAAUCUUAUUGGGAAACCUGGACUGAAUCUUAGGACUUCUGGAAAUCAGUUCUUGUCCCCGUCUCCUUCUUAAGCAGAACACGUUAUGUGCACCCAAGGCAAAGGUUUGAAAAAUUUGCUAGAAGCUUUGCCAUUGUCAGAUCCAGAAUCAGGUUUUUUUUUUUUUCCUGUUUUGACCAGUCUCUAAUUCCUCAAUUCUACGAGGACCACAACCAUAGACUUCAACUGGGUGUGCAUACCAAGUCAAUGUGAUUGUUCUUUAACAAGGCACAGUUGGAUUCUGCUGUCAACCUGUACGUAAACAACUGUUCCUGUAUAUACAUAUUCGUUUUUUGUUGUAUCAUAUUUUUUAAUCUUUAGUGGUGUUUUACAUAA
Molecule: messenger RNA, 2142 nt
Organism: Populus nigra (black poplar)
Lineage: Eukaryota; Viridiplantae; Streptophyta; Magnoliopsida; Malpighiales; Salicaceae
Product: leucine-rich repeat receptor-like serine/threonine-protein kinase At2g14510
Exons: 10
Coding region: 290-1840 (516 amino acids)
Molecular function (GO): protein binding
Source: RefSeq, a predicted model, not a curated record